Messenger RNA from Saccharomyces eubayanus, 3687 nucleotides. It is a transcript of the gene SYT1, whose product is annotated as Arf family guanine nucleotide exchange factor SYT1. The coding region runs from base 1 to 3687 and encodes 1228 amino acids. The record is from RefSeq and is a predicted model, not a curated record. Gene Ontology annotation, biological process: regulation of ARF protein signal transduction. The transcript has a single exon. NCBI's taxonomy places the organism in Eukaryota, Fungi, Ascomycota, Saccharomycetes, Saccharomycetales, Saccharomycetaceae. Gene Ontology annotation, molecular function: guanyl-nucleotide exchange factor activity.
AUGAGUCAAUCUAUUUCAUCACUGAUCAAACUUAAGUUCCUUCAAUCACAUAACAGUGAUAAGAAUAGCGACAGAAAAGAUAGGACCAACGGUCCAAGGAACAAAGACAAAAACAGAGAAGAUGAAGGUUAUAGGAGACCUUUCAUUCAAUUGGCAGAAAUACAGGAGCAUGCAUCGAAUGAUGAAGAUAAAGCAAACCUUAGGGAAUUCAAGCCUACCAAAAAACACAGCAAACUAAGCAGAAUACGACAUAAGAUGAGUAGGCUAGAUUUGAAUUUUAGGUCAACUAGUGAGAGAGGCUCCGAAGAGGAUGAGAAUGCGGAUGCUCAACACAAUAGCAAAGGACAAGAUUCCAAGGAAAAGCAUCUCAUAUCCGAAUAUGAUACAAAUUCAAUAGAGAGAGAGCCCAAUCUUAACCCCGAGAAAACGUCAAUUGUCAAUUUUGGGUCUGAUAACAUGAGGAAGAAUUCAAAACAUAUUUCUCUUUCGCUUAGUCCUGCCAAAUCCACCACGGAAAAAUUUCCUACCUCUAAUAGAUCUUCUAAGGAAUAUAGAAUGUCACAGGACUGCUCCUUGUUUAAUGGUGAAAGAUUAGCUCCGACGCUCCCUACGAUGAGUAGAAUAUCUACAACUUCUUCUAUUGGUUCGUCUACAGCGGCUUCAAGGUACUUCAACCCAUCAAAAAGAAAUGUUGUAGCAUCAUCAUCGUCUUCAUCGUCAGUGAAGUUCAAUCCUUUACACCCUAUACCAAUUGACACAACGCCUCAAAUAGAGUUGGCCAAACAACAAGACGAAAUAUUUAAGAAGAGAUUUGGAAGAAGGCGUAGUAGGACCGUUGAUGUAUUUGACUAUAUAAAGAAGAAUAACGCAGCUAGAAACAAGACCCCAUUAUCUCCACCACCUUUUAUUAGGACCAUCGAUGAGACGAAUGCGAGUAUUAUGAGACCGGAAAUUAUUAGGUCUCACAGUCCUCUUUUGUCCGAUGAUAAUAACAUUUCAAGCUGUAGUACAAACGAGAUAGACACGAGUCAUUUAGAUCAUCAAAAACCAUCAAGAUCUAGAUCCCAGAGUACAUCUUUUGUACAAAAUAAGAGCGGAAAGAGCAAGUCCACCGAUAACGAAAACUAUAACGGAAAAUUAGGCUUGCCUCAUGGGUCGGGUCCUGCUUCGGUCUACAAUAAUACAAGCAAUGCUAACUCGACUAUUAUAGGGACGUCGAGAAGAAGUAGUUCGAUAGUCAAUGCUUUGAGCAGUUUUGUUAAUCUUCGCUCCCCCAGUUUAUCAUCAUCUAAACAACAGCAUCUUCAACAACAACAUCAACUCCAACAAAAAUUGGACAUCUCGUUGAAUGAUCUACCACCGAUUCCAACACCGGAAUUCGGUGAUUCAUGCAAAGAUUUUUUAAUUAAAUUGGCGCCAUAUGGGAAGUUCAUUGGGGUCAUUCUAACUGAGAAGGAAGAUGAUUUCAACAAAAAUUGCUUAAGUUAUUUAUUAACGAACCAUUUUGAAUUUAAAAACGAUCCCUUGGACAUUGCCCUUCGAAAACUUUUAAUGUUUUUAGAGCUUCCAAAGGAGUCCCAACAAAUUGAUAGAUUGAUAAUGGAAUUCAGUACGGCAUAUUAUAAAUCACAGAAAAGUUUCUGUAAGAAGACGGGAAUUGAAUGCACCUGGUUAAACUCGGAUCAAGUUUAUUUCAUAACGUUCUCCUUAUUAAUGCUGCAUACGGAUUAUUUUAAUCCUAACAACAAAUGUAAGAUGACGAAGCACGAUUUUGUGGAUUUGGUUCAUAAUGAUAAAUAUUCAAAUGGUAACGAGGUUCCUAUUGAUAUACUGUCAUACUUCUAUGAAAAUGUCACAGCAAAAGAGUCCCCUAAGUUCAAUUAUUUCGUGAUGUCACCAAUGGCCUUGGACGAUAGUGUCUUUGAUAAAGAUACAUUUGAUACAAAUUUUGCUAUUUCACUUUCAUCCAACUCCAUGUAUUCUCCUAUAGAUAUGAUAAAAAAGGGUAGCAUAUUAUCUAAGGAAUCCUCUAUUUCACCGAACUAUUACCCAUUAACAACUUCAACCAGUGGUUCAAAUAUACUCCCAUCGACAACAGUUUCUUCAGGUCCAUCCAAUACUUCUGCCGGUAACGGGACUAACCUCGGAGUCAACAAUAAUAAUAAUACUAGACCGGCUUCAAACUCAAUAUCAUCUUAUUUUUCACAUAACCCAAGUUCCGGCUCUAGCGGAUAUGCUACAUUAUGUCAAGAUGAUAUAAACAUUUAUUCGCAUAUUUUAAAUGAUUCGUUAUGUGACGUAAAUUUGUUUUCAGAGGUUUCGAAAUACUGGAAAAAAAAUUCCAUGAAAAUGGAUAUGUUAGGAAAAGAGGAACAUAGAUACGAGAAGUGUUUCAGUAUUAUGAGUGGUACCAAGGGUGGAUACCUACGUUUCCACAGAAGCCAAUUAAAUAAGUUGCAUUUACCAAAUUUUGAAAUAUUAAAUGAUGAUAGCCAAGCUGGUUUCAAGAAUUCGGAAUAUAAAUAUAGCAAAAUCCUUCAAAUGGGAGGGAUAAUGAACUUGGGUAUGCCCACUAAAAAGUUUUCUAUUGUAAAUUCAGGUAAAAUACACUGGAAAAAGGAAUUUGCCAUAUUAACAUCAUUUGGGCUUUUGAUCUGCGAUAAAAUGGAUUGGAUAAACCCGCAAAUGAUGAAGGAUCCAAAAUCAGGAACAUCGAAUUAUAUAAUUGAUUUCAAAUCCGGCUUUUCCUUUGUUCCAGGAAAUAUGAUAGAUGUUUUUAACGGAUUGUUUGCUGAUAGUGAACGAGAUUCAUUGGGGAAGUCGCAUUUUGCAAGUUUGAUUCUUGCGUAUUCAGAUCAUUAUUCGGCAGGAAAUCAUACCAAUAAUGUCACGGCAUCAAGUUGUAAUAUCAAACAUGGUGAAAGAAAUUUUGACUCAUCUUCAGAUGAUGAAGAAAACGACAGCGGGCAUAUAGAUAGCAGCAGCAGUAGGAGUGACAACGAAAGUGGAACUGAUAGUGUUUCCAGUGCAGACGCCGCAUCAAAUGCAAAUGUGGACGAAUAUAAAGAGGGUGGCUCUGGCGAGGAUGACUUUUCGAUUCUUCAGGAUGAAGAUGGCGAUUGCCUAUUAUAUCUACACACAUGUCAUCGAAAUUUCAUCUGGAAAUGUGCCAACAAGUAUGAAAGAGACAACUGGAUUGAUUCCAUUAAUUUGUUUUCAGCCUACGACGGAUGCUACGUGGAAAUUGGUAGUAUAGCAAACACAAUUUGUAACAAGCGGAAAAUCACUGUUUCACAACGAUUAGAAAGCCUAAACUCAAUCAGAUCAGAAAAACGGGAGAAACUGAAAAAAUGUGAACGAAUCUUGAUGUUAUUGGGGAAAUGUGUACCUAUUAGUACGAAGACCAGGAUGGAUAUGAUCAAUGUUAUAAGGCAGCUGGCUGUCAGAAUGGAUUGGUUAGUUUACGAAAUCAAAAGAAAUGAAUUGUUUAUAGGUGUCAUAAAGUAUGUGACGUAUAAAUUGCAGGUGGGGAAAGAUGAAUUGCAUAAUGGUAAAGGGGACAAGAAAGACCAGCAUGGGGGUCAUGAUAACGAUGAUAUUGAUAUCGACAAAAGCUUUCUGUUCAACGAAGAUAGUCUACAAGAAUGUCUGGAUGACAGCGGUGGUGAUGAGUACAAUAACGAGUAA